Molecule: messenger RNA, 1505 nt
Organism: Rhagoletis pomonella (apple maggot)
Lineage: Eukaryota; Metazoa; Arthropoda; Insecta; Diptera; Tephritidae
Product: polyubiquitin-B
Exons: 3
Coding region: 234-1382 (382 amino acids)
Biological process (GO): modification-dependent protein catabolic process; protein ubiquitination
Cellular component (GO): nucleus; cytoplasm
Molecular function (GO): protein tag activity; ubiquitin protein ligase binding
Source: RefSeq, a predicted model, not a curated record
UUGUAUGACACUGCUUAAACGAUAUUAGACAUUUGUGAAUUAAACACUUUGAGGUUUACCAGCGCUUGUUGAUAGUGAUAAUUUUCUGUGAAAACUAGUGAGCUUUGAAAUAUAUAUAAAGGGAAAGAAAAUAUUUUUAAGAAAAUAAGCAAACGUGAGCAGAAGAACCAUCAAUUAAUUAUAUUGAAAAACCAAUUUCUGUGUAAAAAAAGAGGUUAAGCUCUCUUUCAAAAAUGCAAAUCUUCGUGAAGACUUUGACUGGCAAGACCAUCACUCUGGAGGUUGAACCAUCCGAUACUAUUGAGAAUGUAAAAGCCAAGAUUCAAGACAAAGAGGGUAUUCCACCAGAUCAGCAACGUUUAAUCUUUGCCGGCAAACAAUUGGAAGACGGACGCACCUUGUCCGAUUACAACAUCCAAAAGGAGUCUACACUUCAUCUGGUUCUUCGUCUACGUGGUGGCAUGCAGAUUUUCGUCAAAACUUUGACGGGAAAAACCAUCACUUUGGAGGUUGAGCCUUCCGAUACCAUUGAGAAUGUCAAAGCUAAAAUUCAGGAUAAGGAAGGAAUCCCACCAGAUCAACAACGUUUAAUUUUCGCUGGCAAGCAGUUGGAGGAUGGACGCACAUUGUCUGACUACAAUAUUCAGAAGGAAUCUACAUUGCAUUUAGUUUUGCGCCUACGUGGAGGUAUGCAAAUAUUUGUUAAAACAUUGACUGGCAAAACCAUCACUCUGGAGGUUGAACCUUCCGAUACUAUCGAAAAUGUGAAAGCCAAAAUCCAAGAUAAGGAAGGUAUCCCACCAGAUCAACAGCGUUUAAUCUUCGCCGGCAAGCAGCUCGAAGAUGGCCGCACCUUGUCCGAUUAUAACAUACAAAAAGAGUCUACCCUGCAUUUAGUCCUGCGUCUCCGUGGUGGUAUGCAAAUCUUCGUGAAGACCCUAACUGGCAAAACCAUCACCUUGGAGGUUGAGCCAUCAGACACCAUCGAAAAUGUUAAAGCCAAGAUCCAAGAUAAGGAAGGUAUUCCCCCAGAUCAGCAGCGUUUGAUCUUCGCCGGCAAACAGCUUGAAGAUGGCCGCACCUUGUCUGACUACAACAUCCAAAAGGAGUCUACUCUGCAUUUGGUCCUGCGUCUUCGUGGUGGUAUGCAGAUAUUUGUGAAGACCCUAACUGGUAAAACCAUCACGUUGGAGGUUGAGCCAUCCGACACCAUUGAGAACGUCAAAGCUAAGAUCCAGGACAAGGAAGGUAUUCCUCCAGAUCAACAGCGUUUGAUUUUUGCCGGUAAACAGUUGGAAGACGGCCGUACUUUGUCCGACUACAAUAUUCAGAAGGAAUCGACUCUCCAUUUGGUGCUUCGUCUUCGCGGAGGCGCAUUCUAAAUUUAAAUGGAAACAACCAAAUUCAAAAUUCAGAGUAUUCAUGCAUCUCGUUAAUUUAGCUCUAUUUUGUAUUUUAACGCUUUAAAUCAGUUCUGAGUAAAAAUUGAAAUAUACCGUUUUUUA